Messenger RNA from Lagenorhynchus albirostris (white-beaked dolphin), 318 nucleotides. Its product is annotated as serum basic protease inhibitor-like. Bases 1 to 318 code for a protein of 105 amino acids. NCBI's taxonomy places the organism in Eukaryota, Metazoa, Chordata, Mammalia, Artiodactyla, Delphinidae. The record is from RefSeq and is a predicted model, not a curated record. The transcript has a single exon. Gene Ontology annotation, molecular function: serine-type endopeptidase inhibitor activity.
AUGAAGAUGAGCCGGCUCUGCCUCUCUGCAUCCCUUCUUGUCCUCCUGGGCACCCUGGCGGCUGGCACCCAGAGGGAUGAAACCAGCACCCCUGCCCAAGCCCCGCAGCCUACCUUCUGCCUGGAGCCUCCCUACAUGGGUCCCUGCAAGGCCCUGUUGUUCAGGUACUUCUACAACGCCAGCUCCAGGCUCUGCAAGACCUUUGCUUACGGCAGAUGCAGAAGGAAGCAGAACAACUUCCUGGAUAAGGAGGACUGCAUCAGCACCUGCAAUGGCUGCAACAGGCUCCAGGAGAGCUGGGCAACUGUGCUCCCCUGA